Messenger RNA from Aspergillus pseudonomiae, 729 nucleotides. RefSeq names its product pectate lyase. Gene Ontology annotation, biological process: pectin catabolic process. Gene Ontology annotation, molecular function: pectate lyase activity. The record is from RefSeq and is a predicted model, not a curated record. Bases 1 to 729 code for a protein of 242 amino acids. Gene Ontology annotation, cellular component: extracellular region. Lineage: Eukaryota; Fungi; Ascomycota; Eurotiomycetes; Eurotiales; Aspergillaceae. The transcript is spliced from 2 exons.
AUGCUUCCCAAGGCUGUUAUCCUGUCUCUCCUCGCCUCCAUGGCACUGGGUGCCAGCGAGUUCCCCAUCCCUGAGUCCGCUGGCACUGAGACCUUUAGUGAGCCCAAGGAGAUUGCCGCUGGGGAGGUCUUCGAUGGUGGUCUGAAGACUUACGGCCGUGGCGUCGAGUGCACUGGCCAGGAAGAGGGCGGCGACAGCGAUGCCGUCUUCAUCCUCCAGGAGGGUGCUACCCUCAAGAACGCCAUCAUCGGCACUGACCAGAUCGAAGGUGUCCACUGCGAGGGCGCUUGCACCAUCGAGAAUGUCUGGUGGGAGAAGGUCUGCGAGGACGCUCUCUCCCUCAAGAAGGGCAACGGCCCUUACAAGGUCAUCGGCGGUGGUGCCCAGGGUGCCGAGGACAAGGUUAUCCAGCACAACGCCGGUGGUGAGGUCAGCAUCGAUGGCUUCGUCGUCUCCGACUUCGGCAAGCUCUUCCGCUCCUGCGGCAACUGCAAAUCCCAGUCUCAGCGCUCUGUCACCAUCUCCAACGUCAAGGCCUACAAUGGCAAGCUCCUCGCCGGUGUCAACGAGAACUACGGUGAUGUCGCCACCAUUACGGACACCUGUGCCACCUCCGUCAAAAAGAUCUGUACUUUCUACGAGGGCAAUGAGGGCAGCGGCGAGCCCACCGAGAUUGGUUCUGGCCCCAGCGACUCUUGUGUCUACACUGACCCUCUUCCUUCUUGCUAA